Bursaphelenchus okinawaensis is the source of this 2513-nucleotide messenger RNA. The record is from the annotation of a GenBank genome assembly. Lineage: Eukaryota; Metazoa; Nematoda; Chromadorea; Rhabditida; Aphelenchoididae.
AUGAAGAAGGUACUGGUGGUGGGUGCCGGUGCUUCAGGGCUACCGGCCUUGAAGACCGCGUUGGAGUACGGAUUUGAUGCACGAUGCUUUGAGAGAUCAGACCAAAUUGGGGGAUUGUGGAGGUACAAGGAAAAUCCUCUGAAUGGUGAGCUUUUUUAUCAAAAUUUUAUUUGUGUUCAAUAGAACUAAUUUUUGUUACACUUUAUAUUAACAAACAAGUUAUUUACUUAUUUUUAUAAAAUGUUUCAGCUGGUCGUUUUAAGAUUUUUUAAUUUUUAACUACCAAAUUACACAUGAUUAUUUGUGGCAAGGUGUUAAAAUUCGACGUCCCAAUUAGUACAAUGAUGUGCGUAUACGAAGUGUACGCAUAUUUGCGUCAUUUCCGUUUCGUUUACUUUCACUUGGAGGUUUCACUUGAUCUUCAACUAGUUAUAAACAAAAUUUUAUUACUUUUUAUAGCGGGAGCAAAAGUAACAUCCAGAUAAAUGAUUAUGAUAGUAAAAACUGAUCAACAAAUAAUUUGUUGUUUACUUACAGUACUUGUUUUUAAAGUAUUUAUAGAAAAUUUUAUUAAAGUCUUGGUAAAAAUUUUUUGAAUACACAUAGUAAAUACACAAUGUGUACAUAAUAAAACAUACUUUACUUAUAGAUGAAGGCACAGUAAUGAAAAGCACAGUGAUCAACACAUCAAAGGAAAUGACCGCUUACAGCGACUUUCCUCCAUUGGAUGAUGCCCCCAAUUACAUGCACAACUCAGAGAUGUACAGUUACCUACACAGAUAUGCUGAUCACUUCAAGCUGCGAUCAAAAGUAUUCUUUAAGCAUCAGGUUUUGAGUAUUCAGAGGGCCAAGUGUUUCUCUGAGAACGGCCAAUGGAAGGUCAAGUACGAAAUCAUGGAGUAGGUUUCUGUAGUCUUACUGUACAUGCUGUAUUUGUUGCAAGAUUACUGUAGAAUAAGAUACUUAAUAUUAAACUAAAAAUGAAAAUUUUGUAUUAUAAUGUGUUGAGUAGUACUACAACAAUCAUUACAGCACCAACGAGAUCCUGGAAGAGACCUUUGAUGGUAUCAUGAUGUGUACUGGCCAUCACUCCAUCCCCUAUAUCCCAGACCCUUUUCCUGGCCAAAACCUAUUCAAAGGUGAAGUAUUGCACAGUAAGAAGUACCGUACUUGCAAAGGCUUUGAGGAUAAGGUUGUUGUAGUAGUUGGCAUAGGCAACUCAGGAGGUGAUAUUGCUGUAGAGUUGAGUAAAGUCGCCAAGAAGGUGUACUUGUCGACAAGAAGUGGAUCGUGGAUUAUGAACAGAGUCUGGGACUACGGAGAACCAUCAGAUCUGGCAUUGUUGAAUCGUUUUACGUUCUGGGCGAAGGGAUUGGCUCCACAAUGGCUUCAAAAUACGUGAGUUUUUUGAGAUAUUGUUAGUACUCAGUAAAUACUUUAUAUAAUACCGCAGUUAUGUGUUAUUUUAGAGUAAUGGAAAGCAAAGUAAAUCGUCGUUUUGACCAUGGCAGGUUUGGUGUCAAACCAAACCAUCGUUUUCUCCAAGCACAUGUUACAGUAAACGACGAAUUACCGAACAGACUUAUCAGUGGCACUGUAGUCGUAUGUUAUUUUAAAUUUUUAUCUAUUCAACCUUUUUUAUGCUUAAACUUAUACUUUAAUGACAAUUUUAUUGGUAUGAAGUUCAGUGGCUCAAUAUUUUUUAUACGAUCUAAUAGCUAUGCCUGUUUUCAGAUCAAACCCAACAUUUCAAAAUUCACGGAGUCCGGAGUCAUUUUCGAAGACAAUACCGUGGUAGAAAACGUGGAUACCGUAAUCUUGGCUACCGGCUACUCCUUCAACUUUGAUCUGAUCGAAGAUGGUCGAUUGAUCAAGGUGGAGAACAACCGUGUCCUACUGUACCAGUUAAUGUUCCCUCCCCAAUUGGCCCCAAACAAUUCCCUAGCCAUUAUUGGGUUGAUCCAGCCGACUGGUAGUAUCAUGCCCAUCUCGGAGAUGCAAUGUCGAGUGUUUUGUGCUCAACUGGCAGGCAAGGCUAAGCUCCCGAGUCAAAUGAAAAUGACAGAAAGCGCGUUGAAGAUGAAUAUCGACAACUGUAGACGUUUCAUCGAUAGGCGACGACAUACGUUACAGGUAAGAUACCGAGACUACUCUGCCUUACUCUGUUUUAAUAUAUUCUACCCUACCCUACGUUACCCUACCCUAGCUUACCAUGCUCUGUAUUUUAGGUAUACUACGUGAACUACAUGGACAGUUUGGCCAAGCUGAUCAAUGUUAAGCCUAAAAUAGUAAAGGCUCUGUUGACUGACCCUCGGCUAGCCAAACACUUGAUCUUCCAUGGUCUAGUGCCAUAUCAAUAUCGACUAAAUGGUCAACACUCGUGGCCUGAGGCAAGAAAAAACAUAAUCGAGUUUGACAAGCGAGUGUUCAACUGUACUAGGACCAGACUGACCAAAGAAACGGCCAAGGCCAAGCCUAAGGGCAGAUGGGACUUGUUUAGACUGGUCUUAUAA